Messenger RNA from Condylura cristata (star-nosed mole), 4055 nucleotides. It is a transcript of the gene NFRKB, whose product is annotated as nuclear factor related to kappaB binding protein. Gene Ontology annotation, cellular component: Ino80 complex. The transcript has 26 exons. Bases 95 to 4030 code for a protein of 1311 amino acids. Lineage: Eukaryota; Metazoa; Chordata; Mammalia; Eulipotyphla; Talpidae. The record is from RefSeq and is a predicted model, not a curated record. Gene Ontology annotation, molecular function: protease binding.
CGGGAGCGAGCGCGUCUGGGAGCCCGCGGGCCGCGGAGCACAGCGGGUCUUGAGACCUGGGCCCGGGCCUCAGAUUACCUGUGGAUCAUAAACAAUGGACUCCUUGGACCAUAUGCUGACAGAUCCCCUGGAACUGGGCCCAUGUGGAGAUGGCCAUGGUACCCGUAUUAUGGAAGACUGCCUCCUGGGGGGCACCAGGGUUAGUUUGCCCGAGGAUCUUCUAGAGGACCCUGAAAUAUUCUUUGAUGUAGUCAGCCUGUCCACGUGGCAAGAAGUACUGAGUGACUCUCAGCGUGAACAUCUCCAGCAGUUUCUGCCUCACUUUCCUGAAGAUAUUAUUGAGCAGCAACAUGAACUCAUCCUCGCUUUGUUCAGUGGAGAGAACUUUCGAUUUGGAAACCCUCUGCACAUUGCCCAGAAGCUUUUCCGAGAUGGACAUUUUAACCCUGAGGUGGUCAAGUACCGGCAGUUGUGCUUCAAGUCACAGUACAAGCGAUACCUCAACUCUCAGCAGCAGUAUUUCCAUCGGCUGCUAAAGCAAAUCCUUGCUUCCCGGAGUGACCUCCUGGAGAUGGCCCGACGGAGUGGCCCAGCCCUUUCUUUCCGGCAGAAGCGCCCGUCACCAUCUCGCACUCCUGAGGAACGGGAGUGGCGAACCCAGCAGCGUUACUUGAAGGUCUUGAGGGAAGUGAAGGAGGAGUGUGGUGACACAGCCUUGUCAUCUGAUGAGGAGGCCACGUUGGAUUUACAAGAAAAAUUUUCUUUUGAAGAUCUCAGCUCAUGGCUUCCGAGCUCUCCAGCGCGUUCUCCUAGCCCUGCGGUGCCCCUGAGGGUGGUGCCCACGCUUUCAACCAUGGAUAUGAAAACUGCAGAUAAAAUAGAACUGGGGGACAGUGACCUGAAGAUAAUGUUAAAGAAGCACCAUGAGAAGCGGAAACAUCAACCAGAUCACCCUGACCUUUUGACAGGGGACCUGACUCUCAAUGACAUCAUGACUCGAGUAAAUGCUGGCAGAAAGGGCUCUCUCGCAGCCCUGUAUGACUUAGCCAUCCUUAAAAAAAAAGUUAAAGAAAAAGAGGAAAAGAAGAAGAAGAAAAUAAAAACAAUCAAAUCAGAGUCAGAGGAUCUGGCUGAACCCCUAAGCAGUACGGAAGGGAUCCCACCUCUGUCACAAGCUCCGUCUCCACUGGCAAUAACAGCUAUCAAAGAGGAGCCUCUUGAAGACCUCAAGCCUUGCCUUGGAAUCAAUGAAAUAUCUUCGAGCUUCUUCUCUCUUCUGUUAGAGAUCUUGCUACUGGAGGGGCAGGCCAGCCUUCCUAUGCUAGAGGAACGGGUUUUGGAUUGGCAGUCAUCGCCAGCCAGUUCCCUCAAUAGCUGGUUCUCUGCAGCCCCCAACUGGGCAGAGUUGGUGUUGCCAGCCCUGCAGUAUCUAGCUGGAGAAAGCCGUGCUGUACCUUCUAGUUUCUCUCCAUUUGUUGAAUUCAAAGAGAAAACCCAGCAGUGGAAAUUGCUUGGCCAGUCCCAAGAUAAUGAAAAGGAGUUAGCUGCCCUCUUCCAGCUGUGGCUAGAAACCAAAGACCAAGCUUUCUGUAAGCAAGAAAAUGAGGACAGCUCAGAUGCCACAACACCUGUUCCUCGGGUAAGAACUGACUAUGUGGUGCGCCCCAGCACAGGGGAGGAGAAACGGGUUUUUCAGGAGCAGGAGCGUUACAGAUACAGCCAACCCCAUAAGGCAUUCACCUUUCGCAUGCAUGGUUUUGAGUCUGUUGUGGGACCUGUGAAGGGUGUGUUUGACAAGGAGACCUCACUCAACAAGGCCCGGGAGCACUCUCUGCUGCGCUCUGAUCGGCCUGCCUAUGUCACCAUUCUGUCUCUUGUUCGCGAUGCUGCAGCUCGACUGCCCAAUGGUGAAGGUACUCGGGCAGAGAUCUGUGAACUACUCAAGGACUCCCAGUUUCUAGCACCGGAUGUCACCAGCACUCAGGUGAACACAGUAGUGAGUGGUGCACUGGAUCGACUACAUUAUGAAAAGGACCCAUGUGUGAAAUACGACAUUGGCCGAAAGCUGUGGAUAUAUUUACAUCGUGACCGGAGCGAGGAAGAGUUUGAGCGGAUACACCAAGCGCAAGCAGCUGCAGCCAAGGCCCGGAAAGCCCUUCAACAAAAGCCCAAGCCCCCGUCCAAGGUGAAGUCCAGUAGCAAGGAGAAUUCCAUGAAGGUCCUCAGCGGUGGCCCAUCUGAGCAGAGCCAGAUGAGCCUCAGUGACUCCAGCAUGCCACCCACCCCAGUCACACCCGUGACCCCCACCACUCCAGCUCUGCCUGCCACUCCUCUCUCUCCUCCACCUGUGUCAUCAGUGAAUAAAAGCGGCCCUACCACUAUGUCAGAACCAGCAAAAUCCAGCUCAGGUGUUCUUUUAGUGUCUUCACCAACAAUGCCACAGCUUGGAACAAUGCUUUCCCCAGCUUCCAGCCAGACGCCACCACAUUCUCAGGCUGCUGCCCGUGUUGUGAGUCACUCUGGCUCGACGGGACUACCCCAGGUGCGAGUGGUGGCCCAACCUAGCCUUCCUGCUGUUACUCAGCAGUCAGCGGGGCCUGCGCAGACACUGCCACAAAUGCCAGCAGGACCGCAGAUUCGUGUUCCCGCCACUGCUGCACAGACCAAGGUCAUGCCCCAGACAGUAAUGGCUACUGUUCCAGUCAAAGCUCAGAAUGCAGCAGCCACUGUGCAGCGGCCUGGACCCGGGCAGACAGGCCUCACGGUGACGAGUCUUCCUGCCACAGCUAGCCCCGCAAGCAAGCCAGCCACGAGCUCACCCGGGAGCUCUGCUCCUAGUGCUUCCACAGCUGCUGUCAUUCAGAAUGUCACAGGACAGAACAUUAUCAAGCAGGUGGCAAUCACUGGGCAGCUGGGCGUGAAGCCCCAGGCAGGCAACAGCAUUCCCCUCACAGCCACUAACUUCCGUAUCCAGGGUAAGGAUGUAUUGCGUCUGCCACCCUCUUCCAUCACCACAGAUGCUAAAGGCCAGACAGUUCUGCGAAUCACUCCGGACAUGAUGGCUACCUUGGCUAAAUCCCAGGUUACCACAGUCAAACUGACACAGGACCUCUUUGGGACAGGAAGUGGCACUGCAGGCAAAGGCAUCUCUGCUACCUUACACGUCACUUCCAAUCCAGUCCACGCAGGUGACAGCCCUGCCAAGGCCAGUCCAGCCAGUGCCCCUUCAUCCACUCCGACAGGCACCACCGUGGUCAAAGUGACUCCUGACCUCAAGCCAACAGAAACCUCAAGUUCAGCAUUUCGCUUGAUGCCAGCACUUGGUGUGAGUGUGGCAGACCAGAAGGGGAAAAACACAGUGGUCUCCUCAGAAGCAAAACCAGCUGCCACCAUCCGCAUCGUUCAGGGCCUGGGAGUGAUGCCUCCCAAAGCAGGCCAGACCAUCACAGUUGCAACCCAUGCCAAGCAGGGGUCCUCCGUAGCCAGUGGGUCUGGAACUGUCCAUACGUCAGCAGUGUCCUUGCCCAGCAUGAAUGCUGCUGUGUCCAAGACUGUGGCUGUGGCUUCUGGGGCUGCAAGCACCCCCAUCAGCAUCGGAACAGGAGCCCCCACUGUGCGACAGGUCCCGGUCAGCACCACAGUUGUUUCCACAUCCCAGGCUGGGAAGCUGCCUACACGGAUCACAGUCCCGCUGUCUGUGAUUAGCCAGCCUAUGAAGGGCAAAAGUGUGGUCACGGCCCCCAUCAUCAAAGGCAACCUGGGAGCCAACCUCAGUGGGUUGGGCCGUAAUAUCAUCCUCACCACCAUGCCAGCAGGUACUAAACUCAUUGCUGGCAAUAAACCUGUUAGUUUCCUUACUGCCCAGCAGUUGCAGCAGCUUCAGCAGCAAGGUCAGGCCACACAGGUGCGCAUCCAGACUGUCCCCGCAUCUCACCUUCAACAGGGAACAGCUUCUGGUUCCUCCAAAGCCGUUUCCACCGUUGUUGUGACUACAGCUCCAUCUCCUAAACAGGCACCAGAACAGCAGUGACUCUGAAGGAGAAAGAUGGCUUCCA